Messenger RNA from Oncorhynchus gorbuscha (pink salmon), 3885 nucleotides. RefSeq names its product POU domain, class 2, transcription factor 2-like. The transcript has 14 exons. The record is from RefSeq and is a predicted model, not a curated record. Gene Ontology annotation, biological process: regulation of transcription by RNA polymerase II. Gene Ontology annotation, cellular component: nucleus. Lineage: Eukaryota; Metazoa; Chordata; Actinopteri; Salmoniformes; Salmonidae. Gene Ontology annotation, molecular function: DNA-binding transcription factor activity, RNA polymerase II-specific; RNA polymerase II cis-regulatory region sequence-specific DNA binding. The coding region runs from base 237 to 2267 and encodes 676 amino acids.
ACCGUUCACUGAACUACUAAGGGACCAUAUAUCCACAUCGAUAUGACAUAGAUAGAGGCACAAAACCAAAAAUGUGAACGUAGCAUAGGCUAGACACAAACUCAACCAAAUAUUCGUACUACCAAACAUAUUUUGAAACGUCUACCUGGAAAGCAUACGAAGAAAGGCAACAAAGAAGAGAAGACAAGCGCAAUUCGAAGAAAACUGCAAAUAAAAACCAAGAACGACAGCGGAUCAUGUUUGUUCCCUUGCCGGUGCCGUUCGUCUUUCAGAGAACUGCUUCCGACUUCAGCGCCUGGCGUCUCAAGUCCCCGCUGGCUCUACGCUCCAGCUCCGAUAUCAGGAUGUCAAAACCAGCAGAGGACGAGAAACCUGGGACAGACUUUCCAGGGGAGAGCACAGACUCAGAGAGGAACAGUCCCGAUGCAAAUGAUCAGGUUCAGCCAAUGAAAACGAGUCCCUUCAGUCUUUCUCCUUCCUUGAGCAACACCAAGAGUAAAAGUGAGGCUGGCCCUGAGAUGACCUCCACCCAUGUGCCGCCUCCCUCCCAGCAGCAGACACCUCACUCUCACACACAACUCAUGUUGGCAGGGAGUCAGCUGGCAGGGGAUAUCCAGCAACUGUUGCAGCUGCAGCAGUUAGUCCUGAUGCCCGGCCAUCACCUGCAGUCUCCUCAGUUCCUCCUGCCUCAGGCCCACGGACAACAGGGGCAGCAGGGUUUGCUCUCGACACCAAAUUUAAUUUCGCUACCUCAGCAUCAGCAAAGCCAGGGGAGUCUUCUAACUACACCACCCAGGCUGGGACUGCAAGCACAGGUACAGGACAAGAGCGGGGACGGCGGCGUGACCUCCGGGGCCUCGGCCGCCCCCAUGACCUCGGUGACCUCUGGCCCGCACGGCGAGGAGCCAAGUGACCUGGAGGAGCUGGAGCAGUUCGCCCGCACCUUCAAACAGAGACGCAUCAAACUGGGCUUCACACAGGGUGACGUUGGCAUGGCAAUGGGGAAACUGUAUGGGAAUGACUUCAGCCAGACCACCAUCUCUCGCUUCGAGGCCCUCAACCUGAGCUUUAAGAACAUGUGCAAGCUCAAGCCUCUGCUUGAGAAGUGGCUAAACGAUGCAGAGACCAUGGCGAUAGACAACAUGCUUCCCAGCCCCAGCUCUCUCUCCUCCCCCAUGAUGGGGUUUGAGGGCAUGACGGGGCGCCGCAGGAAGAAACGCACCAGCAUUGAGACCAAUGUCCGUGUGGCCUUAGAGCGCAACUUCAUCUCGAACCAGAAGCCUAACUCAGAGGAGAUCCUCCUGAUGGGAAAGCAGCUCAACAUGGAGAAGGAGGUGAUCCGGGUCUGGUUCUGCAACCGGCGCCAGAAAGAGAAACGCAUCAACCCCUGCAGUGCCACCCCUCCCCUGCCCAGCCAGUCCUCCCUUGUGACGCACAAACCCCCCUGCUACAACCCACACAUGAUGUCUAGUCAGGGGCUGCACCAGGCUGCCACCAGCCUCAGCACAACCGUGACCAGCCCAUCGCCCUCGGCAACCUGCCCUCUGACCCCCAGUGGCUCUGCAACUAUGAGCUCCGCCACCUCCUCUGUGACUCCGCCUCCACACAGCACAGCCAGCAACGCCCCUCCCGCCCUCAGUGCCCACAGCCUGAACGCUGGGAACACAAUGAUGGGAGUAAGCACAGGGAUGAACCAGGCUCUCAUCAGCAGCAAUCCCCUGGCCACAAUGCAAGCUCUGGCUGCCAGUGGUGGGCAGCUGCCCAUUUCCAGUCUUGAGGCCGGAGGUCAGAUGAUCCUGGGCGGGGCUGGGGUUCGCCCCUCCCUAUUCCUCAACCGCCACACCCUCCUGCCUAUGGCGUCCCACCAAGCCUGUGUGGGAUUGGUCGGCGGUCCCAGGGGCGACUCUCCGCCCCCCCCGCGCCAGAGGCAUGGACGUCGACUCCUGCUCCGCCUCUCCCUGCUCCAGCCCUGCCUCCUUCUGCUCGUUCAGCGAAGCCUCCGCCGCCGCUUGGCGGGGCCAUGGCCGAGUGACGACGACACAACCCAAAGGUUCCUGUCGGAAGGUGGAGGAGGAGGAGGAGUUUUAGAGGAGCUUUACAGAAACACCUCGCCUUUCAACCAAAGCCAUCUCUCUCUCCCUCCAUUUGUCGCCUUCGCUCUCUCUCCCGGAGUCUUUCAAAGCCAAAAAAUACACAGAUUGAAAGAGGAAGACGAGAGCGAGGAAGAAUGGAGAAGAGGAGAGAACAGGAGAACGGUGGAGAUUUAAACCAAAAAAAAUGAUCUAUCUAUACAGUUGGAGAGGUGGCAUUGUGGAACUUUUUGUCGGCGGUGAAUGCUAAUGUACAUUUACUCCUUUCUAUAGAAAAGAACAAAUGAGCUAAAAACAAACAGCUGAAAAGAGGGCAGGGAUGACAACUUAACUAAGACUUUGUGUGAGAGAUGGGUGGCAAGGACAGGAAAGGAAGGAAAGACUACAAGCUUCAGUGGAUGGAUGGAAAGACAACCACAUUUGAAAAAACCUAGAAGGGAAAAACACACAAAGAUAAACAAUGACAAACAUGCCAAAAUCUCCAAAACCGAAAUACCAAAAACUGAAACCAAAAAAACAAAACGGAGAGAAAAGCUUUACUUAAAAGACUUAUGAUUCUGAUCUGUUCAGGAUCAGCACAUCACCCACACUCAAAAGCAUGUAUGAUUUCAUCGUAAUAUUAUUAUUAUUAUUUUUAUUUUUUUAAAGUUUUCAACACUUAUUUUUGUAUUUUAUAUGAUUUGAGCAUUGGGUUAUGUCAUACCAAAUGAGCAUGAUUUGAUAUAGAUAUCUUAGUAGUGUCAGUCCUCCCACAUAUCUUUGCCUACCUCUAGUGGCUGUACAGUUUCAACUUAUUUACAGCACAAAGCCGUGUUGUGGAUUUAGCAGUCACCUCGAAUUAUUAACUUUACAACUUAUUCUGUGGUAUAUUUUCCUAUUCAAUUUUCAAUUUUUCAAUUCCUUUGUUUAUUUCACAUUUUGCUGAUUGAAUCCUCAUUGUCAUGAUCAUCAUAAGAAUCACCCUCGUCAUUAGGGCUAUUAACUUCAACAUUUGUUUAAUAUGAUGAGAUAAUGUUGCCUCCAUUGUUUCAUAACUUCUUAUGUACAAUUCUCUAGCACCUUCCCCUUGCGAAGAUAAGGGCACUGGGCCUUUUUCUCAAAGGUUUGAUGAGAUUGGAGAACCCACUGGGAGGGAUGUUAGACACUACCUCCACGCAGAAUAUUUCCAGAUCCUUUGUCUGCCCUUAUGGACUUCCCUCUUCAAUUCAAACGACAAUGGGGUUCAAGUCCGGAGACUGCAAAAUGUUGAUUUCUGUGGCCAAUGAAACUUUUCUUUGUGGAUUUGGAUUAGUGUUUGGGAGUUAUUGUCUUGCUGGAAGAUCCACUUGUGGCAAAAUAGCCCCAUAAUGUCAAAGAUCCACCACCAUAUUUUACUGUAAUGAGGUACAUUUCUUCAUAUUCUUCUGUAUUUCAACGCCAAACCCACCACUCGUGUGCAUGGUCAAAGAGAUCUUUUUUUUCAUGUCAUCUGAUCAUAGCACUGUCUGGAGUUUUAUAAACUCAUAAAGAAAUGGGGUAAUUGACCACAAAAUCUCAAUUUUGCCAUGGCUACCUGUUGUUUGAAGGCUCAGUGUAGUUAUCCUUGCAAGGGGAAGGUGCUCGAGUAUUAAAAACCCGGGAAUCAUUCUGAUCCUUAUCUUUUCUUUCUUUCUUUUUCUCUGAGAAAUUGUAUUAGUAUAAAAUAAUAUAAUUUCCCCACUUAUUUUGCAAACAACAAGUAUUUGUAUAAUUUAUUUUAUACUGUAUUUUUUGCUAAUCUUUAUCAAUGUAUAUAUGAACACCAAAAUGUACUCUA